AUGUCUCCAUAUCAUUUGGUGUUUGGAAAGGCAUGUCAUUUGUCUGUUGAGCUGGAGCACAAGGGACUAAAGAAGUUGAACCUCAGUUGGAGUGAAACAGCAAACCUGAGACUGGAUCAGAUUAAUGAAAUGUAUGAAAUUCGUCUGAGGGCUUAUGAGAGGUUGACUCUAUCUAAAUGGUCUGGGCCAUUCAAGGUCACUCAGGUAUUUCAGUCAGGUGCUAUUGAGCUUGAAAAUGACAAGGGCGAGAGGUUCAAAGCUAAUGGUCAGCGAAUCAAAGCAUACCUGGGAGUCCUAGAGGAAGUGAAAACAGUGGAGGAAUGCAAACUUGAUAAAAUCUGA
This is a messenger RNA of Solanum tuberosum (potato), 342 nucleotides long. RefSeq lists its product as uncharacterized. The transcript is spliced from 2 exons. The coding region runs from base 1 to 342 and encodes 113 amino acids. Lineage: Eukaryota; Viridiplantae; Streptophyta; Magnoliopsida; Solanales; Solanaceae. The record is from RefSeq and is a predicted model, not a curated record.